Messenger RNA from Anopheles moucheti, 853 nucleotides. RefSeq lists its product as uncharacterized. The record is from RefSeq and is a predicted model, not a curated record. Lineage: Eukaryota; Metazoa; Arthropoda; Insecta; Diptera; Culicidae. The coding region runs from base 95 to 685 and encodes 196 amino acids. The transcript is spliced from 4 exons.
CCCAGUGAAAGGUAAUAGAAACUAAGUCUACUUCGACCCUUUUCUAACGCACCUCACGUAAGCGAACAGAAGUACGAACGCCAAAUCAAUAAAAAUGUUUAGUCCCAGCGAUGGUGUUGGUUGUCGAUCGGGUCGAUUUUUACUAUUAAAUAAAUCGUGCUUUUCAAUUACCGACAAAGCUGUCAUGCUGAUUCCAAUUCUAUUAAUGAUGAUACAAUUUAACACCCCUAUGGUCGGAGCGUUACGGUGCUAUGCCUGUGGAUUAACACAAACUUCCGGUGAUGUGAGGUGCGUAUCGGAGCCGCAAAGCGUCGAGGGACAGAGUGUAGUCACCUGCUCCAGAAAAUACUGCACCAUCACUAGGCAGGAGUUGGUGGAUCCACCUGGCAAGCUGGUUACUUUCUUGAGAGGAUGUGAAGAGAGCCCACUGUAUCUUGACGAAGUCAUCGAAGAUCCAACUUUCAUCACCUACUAUCGGUCUUGCACCACAGACCUGUGCAACGAUGGCGAUGCCUUAGGUUCCUCCGGUUCCGCCCUGACCGGCCUCAACGAGGGAGCCUCCGAUAAUCUGCUUGUCCCCGGGUUGCCCAACAGCGGAGCAGUACCGAUGGCAACGACAUCUCCAUUACUGUUGAUCAUUAAAAUCGCAUCACUGGUGCUAUCGGCAAUACGCAUCAUCGCGUAGAGGGACAACCGGCAUGAUAUUGAAGAGAGUGGGUGAAGAACUGACGGAUAAAAGUUCGAUAUUCAUAAUCUAUUUUCCGUUGCGCUGGUGGGUGCCGGUUGAACAUUUGCCGGUGAAAGCGAAUGAGUAAAGUUUACUUACUUGAUGGAAGUUGUUAAAUAAAUAAUG